UGUUAAAUCACCAAACAAAAGUAACAUGAAUAUCCAGAGAGCGCUGCUCUUUUGACUUCGGAAGAAUGGCCGGUUCUGUGAGGGAGGUGAAAACUAAGGACGAGUUUUGGAAAAUAGUAACUGACGUUAAUAAAAAUCAUCUAAAUGUUGUCCAUUUCUGGGCUGAAUGGGCAUCCCAGUGCCAGAUGAUGGAUGAUGUUGUGAAAGAACUUACAAGUGAAAGGCAACUAAAAGAAGUUAAGUUCUUAAAGGUUGAGGCUGAGGCAUUACCGGAUAUAUCUCAGCACUACAGUGUUACAUCAGUCCCAACAUUUCUUUUACUAAAGGGAAACACAGUGGUUGAUAAGGUAGAAGGAGCUGAUGCCCCUACUUUAACAAAGAAAGUACAUCAACAAGCAACAAAAAUGAUUGUACAACCUCCAGCAGAGCCAUCACCUUCAAUAGAAGAUCUGAAUUCAAGGUUAAAAAAACUUGUCAACACAGCUACUUGCAUGCUCUUUAUGAAAGGAACACCCGAGGAACCAUGUUGUGGUUUUAGUAAAAAAACAGUGGAGUUACUUCAGAAGUACAAUACUCAGUUUAGCUCUUUCAACAUUCUAGCUGAUCAAGAAGUCAGAGAAGGUUUGAAAAAGUUCUCCAAUUGGCCUACCUAUCCUCAGUUAUACAUUAAUGGUGAAUUGGUUGGAGGUCUUGAUAUUUUGAAAGAACUAGAUGAAACUGGGGAGCUAGAACCUAUGUUACCUAAAAAGGAAGAUCUAAAUAAACGACUAGGAAACUUGAUCAAUAAAGCACCACUAAUGAUAUUUAUGAAAGGAUCACGUGAUAACCCUCGCUGUGGUUUUAGUAAAACUUUAAUUGGGAUUCUUAAUGAAACUGGACGUAAAUAUGAAACUUUUGACAUAUUACAAGAUGAAGAGGUUCGGCAAGGAUUGAAAACAUUUUCUAACUGGCCAACAUAUCCACAAAUCUAUGUCAAUGGCAGUUUAAUUGGUGGUUUGGACAUAAUUAAGGAGUUGCAAGAAACAGGAGAGCUGGAUAAAACACUGAAUGGAGAAUAAACAAGAAACAGGAGAGUUGGAGAAAACACUGAAUGGAGAAUAAAAAAAAUUCAAAUUUCCUCUUGAGUAAUUAUCCUAUGUUUAACAAACCUUGAAUGCAAAUAUCCAUAGUUUUGGUCAGUUUCAACCUGUUCAGGUAGAUGAUGGCAGAAUUAUAAAAGAAUCUCUAAUGUAAUAAAGCUUUUCAAAACACGAUUAAGAAAAGCAUUCAAUUUCAAAAAUUUUAUAAGUUGCUGAGAUAAAUAAAAAUAAAUUGAAAUCA
Molecule: messenger RNA, 1320 nt
Organism: Limulus polyphemus (Atlantic horseshoe crab)
Lineage: Eukaryota; Metazoa; Arthropoda; Merostomata; Xiphosura; Limulidae
Gene: Grx3
Product: glutaredoxin-3-like
Exons: 10
Coding region: 66-1058 (330 amino acids)
Source: RefSeq, a predicted model, not a curated record